CAGGCGCGUCAGCCGAGCUCGGCGGUGGCGCGGGCGGCUGGGACGCAGCUGCCCCCGCUCGGCGCCCGCUGCACCCCUAGCAGCCACUGCCACCUGGGCCCGGAGCCUCCACGAUCUCGCCCGGCGAUUGUGGGCAGGGGCGCCUCCGGAUCGAUCUUCUGAAAUUUAAGUUUUCAAGAUGAAGUUUUUAUUGACAACUGCCUUUUUAAUUUUAAUUUCCUUGUGGGUGGAAGAAGCCUAUUCUAAGGAAAAGUCUUCAAAGAAAGGGAAGGGGAAAAAGAAGCAGUAUCUAUGCCCAUCUCAGCAGUCAGCAGAGGACCUUGCCCGAGUACCUGCCAACUCCACUAGCAAUAUCUUGAACAGGUUAUUGGUCAGUUAUGAUCCCAGGAUAAGACCAAACUUCAAAGGCAUUCCUGUUGAUGUAGUAGUCAACAUUUUUAUUAACAGUUUUGGAUCCAUUCAAGAAACAACAAUGGACUAUAGAGUUAACAUCUUCCUGAGACAAAAAUGGAAUGACCCCAGGCUGAAGCUCCCCAGUGAUUUUAGGGGUUCAGAUGCACUGACAGUGGAUCCAACAAUGUACAAGUGUUUAUGGAAACCUGAUUUAUUUUUUGCAAAUGAAAAAAGUGCCAAUUUUCAUGAUGUGACCCAGGAAAACAUCCUUCUCUUUAUUUUUCGUGAUGGAGAUGUCCUUGUCAGCAUGAGGUUAUCUAUUACUCUUUCAUGCCCUUUGGACUUGACAUUGUUUCCCAUGGAUACACAACGUUGCAAGAUGCAACUGGAGAGCUUUGGUUACACAACUGAUGAUUUACGAUUUAUCUGGCAGUCAGGAGAUCCUGUGCAAUUAGAAAAAAUUGCCUUGCCUCAAUUUGAUAUCAAAAAGGAAGAUAUUGAAUAUGGUAACUGUACAAAAUACUAUAAAGGCACUGGCUACUACACAUGUGUGGAAGUCAUCUUCACCCUGAGGAGGCAGGUCGGCUUUUACAUGAUGGGGGUCUACGCCCCAACCCUGCUCAUUGUUGUUCUCUCCUGGCUUUCCUUCUGGAUCAACCCGGAUGCGAGUGCUGCCAGAGUGCCCCUGGGACAACCAGUAGUGAAGGAAAAACUGAGAGAUGGAAAAAGUGCAGGAGCAGCGACCUUGAGAAAGGAAGAGGGGAUGAGAUCCAGGAAAUGGAGAUAUUGCCCUUUGCUAAGAGCAAAAUGCAUUUGCCCCAAAGGUAUCUUCUCAGUCCUCAGCUUGGCCUCUGAGUGCACAACCCUUGCCGCUGAGCUUCCCAAAGUUUCCUAUGUGAAGGCUCUUGAUGUUUGGCUUAUUGCUUGCCUUCUCUUUGGGUUUGCUUCCCUGGUGGAGUAUGCAGUUGUCCAGGUGAUGCUGAACAACCCCAAAAGGGUUGAAGCUGAAAAAGCCAGAAUUGCUAAGGCUGAGCAAGCAGAUGGAAAAGGUGGAAAUGCGGCUAAAAAGAAUACUGUGAAUGGAACAGGGACUCCUGUUCAUAUUAGCACUUUGCAGGUUGGUGAGACCAGAUGCAAAAAAGUUUGUACUUCUAAGUCUGAUCUGAGAUCUAAUGACUUCAGCAUUGUUGGAAGCUUACCAAGAGAUUUUGAAUUAUCCAAUUAUGACUGCUAUGGAAAACCCAUUGAAGUUAACAACGGACUUGGGAAAUCUCAGGCUAAGAACAACAAGAAGCCUCCCCCUGCGAAACCUGUUAUUCCAACAGCAGCAAAGCGAAUUGAUCUUUAUGCAAGAGCAUUGUUUCCUUUCUGCUUCUUGUUCUUCAAUGUUAUAUAUUGGUCUAUAUAUUUAUGAUAAAUCUUUUCCAUUUGUACAAAAUAAAAUUCCAUUUCAUUGUGACCUACUCCUUUCAUAAAUGCCAAUCUGUGAGAACUUUUGAAUUUUCAUAGCAACAUUGCAUUUUGGAUGCCAUUUGAUUGUAAUAAAACUGUGGCACCUUAAUUUUGAAUGGCAGCAUGAUCAUGUAAUAUCUGUGCUCUAAUAACGAUGUAUAUAUGUAUAGUGAACAUAUUGCUUAGUAACAAAUGAAGGACAAGCAUACUACAUAAUAUAAUCCAUACAAUUCUCUUCAGUUAGUGUAAACUGCAAAUACUACAGAUAAUUCUGAUAAUAAAAUGAUAUGCACGCUGAAUCCUGCUAUGGUCACCAUUCUAAUGUAUGUAGUAUUUCAAAUUUCCUUCCUUGUAACUUUCAAAGAAAGCCAUCUUAUUCUUGUAAAAUUUUAGAUGGUAUUAUCACAGAUUUAAAAAGGUUGUAUUACAUAUUGUUUAAACUUUGUAAGUAGAAAUAUAUCUGUUAUAAUUAUGCAGGCUCUGUGGAGAAAUAAAGUUCAAAAAAUAUUAAUUUGUAAAAUCAGCUCGUUUUAAAGUGUGCUUGUGUUGUCAAAAAUAUCAGAUAGUAAUACACAGUAAGCAUUUUUAAACAAAGGGAAACCUAUAUUUAUGUAACUGUAUACUGAAUUCUGACAAAAUAAAAAAAGAUACCUUAUUGACGAAAUAUUUAGGAUAAACAAAAUUCUAUUUAAUCCACCUUAAAACCUAAAUGUAUUUUCAUGGAUUUCAUUUGUUGGUACAUAUUACACAAAACAUUGUGCCUUAAAAUGAGUCAUACAUCUUUUAAAUUGGAAUGCAGUAAUAGAUACGUGAUUUUACAUCAUUUUUAAGAAACCAAGGGGAAGUAAUAAGUUGAAAAAGAAAUCCAUAACUAUUAAAAGAUUUUAACUUUUUUAUUUUAUUAAAAUGCUUGCAUAUUUUAAGUAAAAUUAAAAAUGUUUUCUGAAUUUAUUUUUUUAUUUGAAUAUUUUGGGAUUAGUUACAAAAUAUUUAGAGAUUAAGUAAAUAAUAGCUUUGUUUGUGUUAGACUUCACUUCUACUUGUAUUUUCUUUCUUGUUAAAAGUCUAGACAAUUGAGAUUUACUUACUUUGAACUUGUUCCAAUCGAAAAGUAAGCACUAAGUCUCAUUUUAUGAGACCACCAUUUCUUAAUAUCACAUCCAGUGCACCUUUGUCUUUCUGCCAUAUCUGAAAUAAAACUAUCAGUAAUUCACAUAGAUAAACAUAAGACUAAAGAAGUAUAUUUACAUUAUCUGGAGAGUUUUGUUGCAGCUAAGAGUUUGUAUGGCAAAUUCAAUAAUAAAGUAUUGUUUAUGCAAAUUGC
Pan troglodytes (chimpanzee) is the source of this 3169-nucleotide messenger RNA. RefSeq names its product glycine receptor beta (gene GLRB). Lineage: Eukaryota; Metazoa; Chordata; Mammalia; Primates; Hominidae. Gene Ontology annotation, biological process: chloride transport; monoatomic ion transmembrane transport. Gene Ontology annotation, cellular component: postsynaptic membrane. The transcript is spliced from 11 exons. Gene Ontology annotation, molecular function: extracellularly glycine-gated chloride channel activity; transmembrane signaling receptor activity. Bases 179 to 1807 code for a protein of 542 amino acids. The record is from RefSeq and is a predicted model, not a curated record.